Molecule: messenger RNA, 879 nt
Organism: Prorocentrum cordatum
Lineage: Eukaryota; Dinophyceae; Prorocentrales; Prorocentraceae
Source: the annotation of a GenBank genome assembly
AUGGCUGCGGCCAACUUCGAUCUCGUGGUGGCCAGUCGUUGGCUGAGGUCCAUCGGCUGCCCAGGGCUCUCCGUGGGGGGCGGUUCUCCGCCCCGGGCGGAGCGUGCCGCCCGGCGGGAGGCGGAGCGCGGGGCGGCGGCCGCGGCGGACGUGGAGCGCGGCGUGGCCGCGGCGCUGAGCAGGGGCUGGCUCGAGUCCCUGCAGGUGUCCGCUGCGGACCUCCACGCGAGCUCCAGGUGCUGUGGAGUAAUUCCGGCGUCGCUCCCGCACCAGAUGACCCGUGGUGACAUGGGCGGCAGCGAGAAGCCCGAGAAGAAAACUCGGGCACAGGAUCAUGAUGCUACGUCUGCUGUGCAACAGCUUCGGGGGAUCGUCGACGACACUACAGCGGAGCUCAUGCAAACGCUCGACGAGAUGCAGCAGUCCGUCGUCAUGUUCGGCAAGGCAGUUGGCGCCCGCUCUGGCUGCGGCCAGGGCAAAGGAACGCAUCGGCUCGACAGGCUGGCCGAGCUGGAGGGGGCGCUGGCCGCCGAGCGCGCCGCGCGCCUGGACGCGGCGGAGGCCCACGUGGCCAGGCUGUCGGAGGCGCUCGGCGCGGAGAGGGCCGCCCGGGCCGAGGCGGAGCGCAGGGCGGCCAUCGCCGCCGGCGUGCAGCGCGAGAUGGUGGAGGCCGAGCUGCUGCUGGCGAGGCUGGAGAAGAUGCUGCAGUCUGAGCAGGCCGCUCGGCUCGAGGCGGAGCAGAAGGUGGCGGCCGCCGCGAGAGUGGAGGACGGCCUGGCCCAGGCGCAGGCCACGCUCGCGACGCUGGACGCGGCCCUGCGCGCCGAGCGGGCCGCCCGCCUGGAGGCCGAGCGCCGGGCGAGCGCGGCUGGCGCGGAG